Messenger RNA from Urocitellus parryii (Arctic ground squirrel), 2556 nucleotides. RefSeq names its product otopetrin 1 (gene Otop1). NCBI's taxonomy places the organism in Eukaryota, Metazoa, Chordata, Mammalia, Rodentia, Sciuridae. Gene Ontology annotation, cellular component: membrane. Gene Ontology annotation, biological process: proton transmembrane transport; inner ear morphogenesis. The record is from RefSeq and is a predicted model, not a curated record. Gene Ontology annotation, molecular function: proton channel activity.
AUGCCCGCGGGCCCCGGGACACCCGUCUCGCCGGGAGCAUCAGCGAGCGCCUCGGACCGGGGCUCAUCGGGGCCCCCAGGCUGCCCGCCCUCCCCGCUCCUGACUCGGGGGUCCCAGGAAUCCCCGGCCCCUCGACAGACCGCAGUUCGAGCCAGCGUUCCGCAAAAGCUGGCGGAGACGCUGAGCAGCCAGUACGGGCUGAACGUGUUCGUGGCGGGGCUGCUGUUCCUGCUGGCCUGGGCGGUGCACGCCGCGGGCGUGGGCAAGCGGGACCUGCUCUGCUUCCUCACGGCGCUCAUGCUGCUGCAGCUGCUCUGGAUGCUGUGGUACGUGGGCCGCAGCUACGCGCAGCGCCGCCUCAUCCGCCCCAAGGACGCGCACGCCGGGGCGCAGUGGCUCCGCGGAAGCAUCUCACUGUUUGCCACCAUCACCGUCAUCCUGGGGUGCUUCAAAGUUGGCUACUUCAUUGGAUUUUCCGAGUGUCUUUCGGCCAUGGAAGGCGUUUUCCCUGUCACACACGCGGUGCACACUCUGCUGCAGGUGUAUUUUCUCUGGGGACAUGCCAGGGAUAUCAUCCAGUCUUUCAAGACUCUGGAAAGGUUCGGGGUGAUCCACUCUGUGGUCACCAACCUGCUCCUCUGGGCCAACAGCGUCCUGAACGAGUCCAAGCACCAGCUGAACGAGCACAAGGAGCGGCUCCUCACUCUGGGCUUCGGGAACAUCACCUUAGUCCUGGACGACCACACGCCGCAGUGCAACUGCACGCCGCCCGCGCUGUGCCCGGCCGUGUCGCGCGUCAUCUACUACCUGUACCCCUUCAACAUCGAGUACCAGAUCCUGGCCUCCACCAUGCUCUACGUCCUGUGGAAGAACGUGGGCCGCARGGUGGACAGCCCCGCGCGCCCCGAGAUGCGGUUCCAGUUCAGCCGGGGGAUGGCGGGCGCGGCGCUGGGCCUGGGCGUGCUGGCGGCCACCAUCGGGGUGGUGGCCGUGUACCUGGUCCACAUCGGGCGCUCCAGGACCCAGAGCGAGUGGGCGCUGGUGCUCUUCUACCUGUCGGCCACCAGCCUGCUGACCCUCAUGGGCGCCGCGGGGCUGCUGGGAAUCUGGGUCUGCAGGAUGGACGAGCAGUCGCUGGAUGAGUCCAAAAACCCGGCCCGCAAGCUGGACGCGGACCUCCUGGUGGGCACGGCCUCGGGCUCCUGGCUCAUCUCCUGGGGCUCCAUCCUGGCCAUGCUCUGCGCCACCACCCGCCCGCGCUACACCUGGUUCAACCUGCCCUACUCGGUCCUGGUGAUCGCCGAGAAGUACAUCCAGAACCUCUUCAUCAUUGAGUCUGUCCACCGCGAGCCCCAGCCGCUCCGCGAGGACAUCCGCACKCUCCGCGUGGUCGCCGUCUGCAGCGGCGGCACCUCCUCCCUGGCCUCUUUCAGGGCGGUCAACGGGAGUCUGCAGCCCGGUUGUGGCAAAGAGGAAGAGGAGCGGGGCCGCCCGCCUCGCGAGCCUCGUGUCCUGCAGGGCAGCACCAGGAGGAGCGUCCUGAGGAAUGUGGCCGUCUUCCUGUUCCUCUGCAACAUCUCGCUUUGGGUACCUCCCGCCUUUGGCUGUCGCCCUGAGUACGACAACGGACUGGAGGAAGUCGUCUUCGGCUUCGAACCCUGGAUAAUUGUGGUCAACCUGGCCAUGCCGUUUUCUAUUUUCUAUCGAAUGCACGCGGCUGCCUCUCUCUUUGAAGUCUAUUUUACAAAAUACUACACUCGGCUUAAAGUGGCCCGCGUUCGGUUCUCCCGCAGGGACGGGAGCCUUGCUGUGGAGGGGCGUGGGCAGCAGGGGGCGCCGGUGCCCUUGCCGCCGCGCUGCCUCACGACCUUGGAGCGCAAACCAGAGACCAGGAGCAGAAGUGGUGAGAGCGCGUCCUUGCCUCGUGCUGACCUGGGGAAUAAGCUUCCAGUGUCUCCCUUUGUUCAUGGUGUCACCGUGGGUGUGACACUGACACACGUGGGCACGUUCACACCACAGUGUGGGCCUGGGGCGAGCUCUUUAGACAACGCGGGAAAGAGCCCAGGUGAGACGGUGCAGCCAGUCCUGAUGGGAAACCAUGGCCCCAUGACCCUGGAGCUCACUUUAGCACAGUCUCAGCAGCAGAGGGAAAAUGCUGUCUCCAAGAGUGAUGAGAAGCAUGGAUUCUCCUGUAUCUCCAAGGUCUACUCAGGGGUUCUGCAGGAAGCACUGAGAGGGAGGGGGGCUGCGGUGUUCAAGGCUGAGAAUCUGGGGCACCUGCAGGUGCUGGUCCAGCAGCAGAGGGGGCAGCAGCAGACGGAGCGCAGAGAAUUAGAAAGCCAGGGCCCAGGUGGGGCGGGAGCGGGGAAAGGAGCGCGCGGCGAAGGGCGGGAGCGCGGGACCCGGAGCGGCGCGGGACGGCGGGCGGCAGAGCUCCUGCGCUCUCCCUGCUCCCGCAGCUCCCGGCCCCCGCCCCUCGGUGGCGGCUCGCUCUUCCCUUCCCCGGCUCCGAACCAGACAMGGCGGCUGUUGCCACCGCCACCAGGCGCGCUGUAG